CUAAACUGAACGAAGAGUUGUUAUGUUUGUGUCUAUAAGAGUGAAUGCAAUGAAUGAAUACAACACUACAUAUACAGUGAUUUUGAAUGCAUAAUACAGUUAUCGAUACGAUUUCAAUGCAAUCGUUGUUUUGAUUACACAAACAAUCGUUGAUUGCAUUCAUUGUUAAUUGUGUUGCCGAAGACAGCAAUGGAUUAACUGAUCCGCCAAUACGUGGUCUACAAUGUUAUCAGUGAGUGAUGUGAAGACAUAUAACGUAUAGCUUAUAGUGCAGUGAAUGCAGUGUUUAUAUGGAUAUGACUUAAACGGCCCCACAAUUGGUGUCCAAUGAGUAAAUUGUUGGCCAAAAUGUUAUCACUAUUAUUGGUGUUAUGUAUGGCUUUGUGGACAUCGGAAGCCGUAUGGAUGGAGAAUCAGAUGCCGAAGAGACGGAUCAGUCUUCGAGAGGCCGAUGUGCAGAGGUUUGUGGGCAAUGAGACGGAUUCGGAUCACUUCAAACUUCUUGAACAGGACGGCGACUCAGUCCUCGUCGGCGCCACUAAUAUCGUCUAUAAUAUCAGUCUUUUGACUCUUCAGGAGAAUAAGAGACUCCAGUGGUAUAGCACUGACGAUGACAUCAAAAUGUGUAAAUAUAAGGGAAAGUCAGAUGAAUUGUGUCAGAACUACAUUAGAGUACUCUCUAAGAGAUCCGCGAACGGACUCUUCGUCUGCGGAACCAAUGCAUACAAACCAAAGUGUAGACAAUAUGUGGAAAAUAGCUUAGAGUUUGAAUUAGUGAACGAACAGUCGGGCGAAGGCCUGUGUCCGUACGAUCCGACACAUCUAUCGACGGCCACAUUCUUCGAUGAGAACCUGUAUGUGGCGACAGUCGCCGGAUUCAAUGGCGCCGAUCCUCUCAUAUAUCGAUCGCCGCUCAGAACAGAACAGUUUAAUCCAAAGCAUUUAAAUGCGCCCAGUUUUGUGAACUCAUUCCCUCACAGCCAACACGUCUACUUCUUCUUCAGGGAAACCGCUGUUGAGUACAUAAACUGCGGUAAAUCGAUAUACUCUCGAGUGGCCAGAGUUUGUUCCAAAGACAAGGGCGGACCGCAUAAGUUCCGCAACCAUUGGACCACUUAUACGAAGACCCGACUCAACUGUUCCAUUCCCGGAGAGUUUCCCUUCUAUUUCAAUGAAAUCCAAGCGACGACUUCACUCGUCAAAGGCAUAUAUGGCGGACAUAACGCACAACUCGUUUACGGAGUCUUUACCACUCCUUCCAACAGUAUUAGUGGUUCCGCUGUCUGUGCUUUCAGAAUGGAUGACAUCCACAAAGCAUUUGACGGUCCCUUUAAAGGUCAAGAGGCUAUUGACGCCAAUUGGCUACCCGUGCAGUCAUCCAAAGUGCCCGAACCCAGACCCGGCCUCUGUGUCAACGAUUCGCGACAAUUACCAGAUCUGACCCUCAAUUUCCAUAAAGAGCACACUCUGAUGGACCAAUCGGUGCCCGCCUUCUGGGGCGCACCGGUUGUCGUGCAAACCAGCUUUAAAUACCGUUUCACUCACAUCGCAGUCGACCCGCAAAUAGAAACCGCUUCCGGAAAGACAUUUGACGUGCUAUUCAUUGGCACCGAUGACGGCCGAGUCAUCAAAGCGAUCAACUCUGCCAGCGGUGCGCUCAGUGGCCAUCACUACCACAACUCAGUGGUUCCGGUGGUGAUCGAAGAGGUGUCAGUGUUUCCCGUCGGCACCGCAAUCACUAAUCUAUUGGUUUACCACACCUUUUAUGAGGCGAAGCUUUUGGUCGUUUCCAACAACGAAAUCAAAUCUAUAAAACUGUUCCACUGUUUGGCCAAAACGUGCGGUGAAUGUGUGGCCCUUCAGGACCCGUACUGUGCGUUUGAUUUGGCGCGACAGCAGUGCACUAGUAGUAGAUCUCGUUUCUGGAAUCGCGACAACUUUGUCCAGAACGUGGAGGACGGGUGGGACCCGCGCUGUCCCGACGGCCGACCGCCGCCCACAGAGAGCACUAACAGAACGCCGCCCUUCUCUGACCCGCAUGUCGUGAAGCCGAGUCUCACCGAUGACUCGCCCUCGGAUUUGGCGGCCACAGAGCAGACACCCAUCUAUAGCGGCGAGUCGUUCGCACUGGCGGUCACCACAAGUGUCAUCACAUCAUUAGUGUUGGGCUUCAUCUUAGGCUACAUAUUCUCGCGCCGGUGUCGCAAAGAAGACCCCAACAUCUGUUCCCCAUAUGACGACCCGCACCAGUAUUUGGACGGACGACUGACGGCGUCGGACACAUUCCAGACACAGUCGGGCCAUAACAACAAACCCAUAAAUUUAGUUUUAACGACAAACAAGAACUCAAAAAACUUGAAUCUGUCGGUAGAGAACAAACCCAUUCAGAAGGUGAAGAAGAUCUAUUUGUAGGGCACCGGCAGUUCAACCAUAGGUUCCUCGACACCAGUGAUUCGUAUGAUUCCGAUUACGAAGACAUUAGCGAACUAUGAGUUUCAAAACACCCGAACGGCAGUGGAAUGGGAUCAGAAUUCUUGUGUUGUUCUCCACCGACAGAUAAUCUCUAUAUUCAACAAACAAUUACUCAGUUUUUUAAUGAAAUUUUUUUUUCUGCAUUCAAUGCUAAGAAUCUCUUAUGGAUUGAAAUGCAAGAAACUAUGCAUCAAAUUAUACAAUACUUUAUGCAAUGAAAUAACGAUUUAACGAUAUAUUAGCGAAAAAAUAAUGUUAUGUUUUUAUUAGAAACACUUUUUAUUAAUAUAUAUAUUUAGUGCUUCCGUUUCAAUGGGAAGAAAUUUCUUUAUAUAAUCCAAACAGAAAACUAAGUCAACAAAAAACUUAAUCCAAAUCCGAGAAAUAUGUGGAGAGAACUGGAAUACAAAUGAUGUGUUCGUCUCAUCUUUCGCUUCAUUUGCUCACAAAACCAAACCAUAACAUACAUCACAACCACAACAACAAUAAUAUCACCCAAACAAACAACAACAGCAACUCAUCACUAAAUAUCAUCUCAUCAUUCAUUAAGUGUUUCAUAAUUGAGAUAAUUCUGUGAUUUUUGUUAAUUUUAGAAAUUUUUUUAUAUUAUUUUAACGGAAUAUAUAAACAGAUUAUUUAUUUCUAAAGUGUGUCACAAAAGGGAUGCACAAAAACUGAUGCGAAAAAUAUAUAUAAGAAAUCAAUAAUUAAUUAAUUGACGCAAAAAUUGUUUCAUUAGAAAGCAAUUGAAUGCCAAAACGAGGACAGGGUUUACAUCAGAUUUACAAUCAAUUGCUUCGAGUUCUAAGUUUUAUUGCUUUUUAAUUAACUUUUAAAAUAAGAUCACAUAUCGAUAAUAAGAGAUAAUUAAUAUACAGUAUAUCUAUAUAUAAAAACAAUUUUAGAUUAAAAAAUGUUGAUUUACAACGAAAUACGAG
This is a messenger RNA of Medioppia subpectinata, 3410 nucleotides long. NCBI's taxonomy places the organism in Eukaryota, Metazoa, Arthropoda, Arachnida, Sarcoptiformes, Oppiidae. The record is from the annotation of a GenBank genome assembly.